AUGGCUUCCGUUUGCUUCUCUUGCGCUGCCGCCACACUCGCUCGCAGUCGGAAGUUCAAUUCUCUGGGUUGUGCAAACAUGCACUCUUUGAACGGAAUAGAGUCGGUCAAGCAGCCAAGUGCAAAAACAGCCCUAAGUAUCAAGGCUGGUAUGAUUAUUAAAUCGGAAGCUUUCUCUGGAGAAAGCAACUUUCUGCAUAAGUCUGCUAGGGUAGCAAGUAAAGCUGUCACUAGCGACUUAACUGGUGGAGUAGAGGUGCAAUCUGAUUCUGUGGUAUUAGGAGCACUUUCGGCCGAUACGGCUCCUACUACAAGUGGAUUUCCUGUUGAGAACAACGAAUUUGAUUUGGACCUGCCAUCACAAGGUUUCUCAUCUAUUCCAGAAGCAAUUGAAGACAUUAGGAAAGGAAAGAUGGUCGUUGUUGUAGAUGAUGAAGAUAGGGAGAAUGAAGGAGAUCUAAUAAUGGCUGCUUCAGAAGUUACACCAGAGGCCAUGGCUUUCUUUGUGAAACAUGGAACUGGGAUUGUUUGUGUGAGCAUGAAAUCAGAGGACUUGGAGAGGCUGCAGCUCCCUUUGAUGGUGAGCCAUAAUGAGGAGAAACUUUGUACAGCAUUCACUAUUUCAGUGGAUGCAAAACAUGGUACAAGCACGGGAGUUUCUGCUCGUGAUAGGGCCAUAACAAUAAAGGCUCUUGCAUCAAAAGAUUCGAAGCCCGAGGAUUUCAACCGCCCAGGGCACAUAUUUCCGUUGAAGUACCGAGAGGGUGGUGUUCUUAAAAGAGCUGGGCAUACGGAGGCUGCUGUGGAUCUUGCUGUGCUAGCUGGAUUAGAACCUGCUGGAGUUUUGUGCGAAAUUGUCGAUGAUGAUGGAUCUAUGGCCCGACUGCCGAAGCUUAGGCAAUUUGUGCAGCAAGAGAAUUUGAAGAUCAUAUCUAUAGCCGAUUUAAUAAGAUAUAGGAGAAAAAGAAAUAGAUUAGUGGAACAAGCAUCUGCUGCUCGUAUACCAACUAUGUGGGGACCAUUCACUGCGUAUUGCUAUAGAUCAAUUUUGGAUGGGAUCGAGCAUAUUGCAAUGGUUAAGGGUGAAAUUGGGGAUGGACUGGAUAUCCUCGUGAGAGUACACUCGGAGUGUCUGACUGGAGACAUAUUUGGGUCAGCUAGAUGCGACUGCGGGAACCAGCUGGCACUUGCGAUGCAGCAGAUAGAAGCUGCCGGCCGGGGUGUUCUGGUCUAUCUCCGUGGCCACGAGGGCAGGGGAAUCGGUCUGGGCCAUAAGCUUCGGGCGUACAAUCUGCAGGACGAUGGGCGUGAUACUGUUGAGGCAAAUGAGGAGCUCGGUUUGCCUGUUGACUCAAGAGAGUAUGGAAUUGGUGCACAGAUACUGAGGGAUCUUGGGGUUAGAACUAUGAAGUUGAUGACGAACAAUCCUUCCAAGUACAUUGGGCUCAAGGGUUACGGUCUGGCUGUUGCCGGCCGGGUUCCUCUUGUGACCCCAAUCACUAAGGACAACAAAAGAUACCUUGAGACCAAACAUUUCAAAAUGGGUCAUGUUUACGGAUCUGAUAUCAACGGCCAGCCACCCAUCAUUGGUAAGAACGAGAAUGGUCGACCUGGUGGCGAGAGUCCAGCUAAAUCUGAAUCAUAA
Molecule: messenger RNA, 1644 nt
Organism: Striga hermonthica
Lineage: Eukaryota; Viridiplantae; Streptophyta; Magnoliopsida; Lamiales; Orobanchaceae
Source: the annotation of a GenBank genome assembly